AUGACAAUAAAAGUCCUUAUUUUGGGGCAUUCCUUUAUUCGCAGACUUGAGAACUUUGUAACAGAUAAUUUUGACCAUCGGGUGACACCGAAUUUAAAUCUUAAUUCGGAGGAGGUACAGAUUUUUUAUUCAGGAUACGGAGGAGCGUCACUGGCUCAGAUUCGCGCGCAAGGUACAUAUUACGUUAGAGACUUGCGUCCAGAUGUGGUUUUGUUACAAGCCGUAUCAAACGACCUGUGUAGGAGAAAUACAUCAGUGAAUGAUAUUUACCGUGAGCUGGUAGACUUUGUAAUUUAUCUCCGUUAUGAGGAAAAUGUGAAGAAAGUGGUGGUGCUACAGACAUUGCAUAGAAUUCCCCCGACAAGGCGUAUCCGGUUUCACGUGGACACAGCAUGGUUUAACACGAGGGUGGAUGAACUAAAUAGACGAGUGUCCAAUUACUUGAAGAAUGUAGACUCAGCAACAUUCUUUCGCCUGUCUGGUUUCUGGUGUCCUAAUAAUCAACGGGCAGUGUUUUUGGCUGAUGGGGUCCAUUUGAAUUAUCAAGGAAAUAAGAAAUAUUAUAAUAAUGUGAGGGCUGUGAAUGAACCAUCUGGAGCGAGGCGACCAGCCAGGGCCAGAAGGCUAAGACGACAAGUACCAGCCGCGGCAGGUUCAGCCGAUCAGGCAGCUCAGCAGGACGCUUUAGAAGCUGAACAGGCGGUUCAGCAGGACGCUUCUGAUACCUUACAGCCGCAGCUAGUAGCUGCCGUAACGGAGCAAGUCCUAAAGGCAAUCCGCGAACAGUCGGCUGGUGGUCAAUCUGGGGAGGAAAGAGGACGUGAACGCCAAAGAAGCUCGAGAGGAAGGAAACGUAGAAGACGGUCCUCUUCAGGUAGCAUGUUAGACUCUAGUUCGGAUCAAGAUAAGUCAGAUAAUGACUCAGAGGACAGCUCAUCCAGUGAGGAGAGUGAUUCAGAUGAUGAGCAACAGCUCUUAUCAACUCCAAUUUCUUCUCAAGUCGAUAGUAAACUCAAAAACAAAAUAUGGCAAAACAAGUACAUUGACUUUGCAAAAUUAAUACCAAAAGAUGAUUUUAGUAGGGAUAAGUCAGUACACUUGCAAAGCAUGGGUAAAUCAGAAUUUAAGUUUGUGACCUCAAAAUCAAAAACAGCCAUUAAAUCUAUUGAUCAGUGGACCACAGCAUUUUUAAAAUUUUUGGCCAUUUCCUCUGAGAAAUUCCCCAACUUGGUACCAGCGGUCAUCAAACAUGGUGAAAUAGUGCGCGAGCUAGCUAGCAGACGCACAGGUUUGGCAUGGUUAUCAUAUGAUAGGCAAGUCCGCAAGGACAUAGAAUCAAUGUCAAUUCCAUGGGGGCAACUGCACUAUGAGUACUGGGUUAUGGCCACCACAUCGCGACAAUCUAAUUAUGGCAAUCAGACACAUAAUUUUCGUGGCUGA
Saccostrea cuccullata (small rock oyster) is the source of this 1440-nucleotide messenger RNA. RefSeq lists its product as uncharacterized. Lineage: Eukaryota; Metazoa; Mollusca; Bivalvia; Ostreida; Ostreidae. Gene Ontology annotation, molecular function: hydrolase activity, acting on ester bonds. The transcript is spliced from 2 exons. The record is from RefSeq and is a predicted model, not a curated record. Bases 1 to 1440 code for a protein of 479 amino acids.